UAGUGGAAGCAGAACCUGAGUUUGCUGAACCAAUUCAAAAUGUCACAGUUGCUAUUGGAAGAGACGCUCAACUCAGCUGCACUGUGCAAAAUCUGGGAACUUACCGAGCAGCUUGGAUUAAAGUCGAAACAAAGGCUAUUUUAACUAUUCACCAUCACAUUAUCACACGCAACUAUCGCAUCAGUUUAAGCCACAGCGACAAUCGUAACUUUAUUCUGCAAAUUCGCAAUGUGCAAGAAGCCGACAAAGGCGGUUACAUGUGCCAAGUGAAUACAGUACCCAUGAAAAGUCAAAUUGGAUACCUUGAUGUCCUAGUUCCACCAGAUAUUUUGGACCAAGGUAGCAGCAGCGAUGUUGUUGUCCGGGAAGGUGCGAAUGUCACACUCACCUGCAAAGCUGUUGGUUAUCCCACUCCAAAUAUCACAUGGAGAAGAGAAGACAACGAGCCCAUUCCUCUUGGAGCUUGGCAAGGGAAAAAAGUGACAGAUCCUAAUGCUGUCACUUACGAAGGAGAAAUUCUUAGCAUCACCAGAGUGAGCCGCCUUCAUACGGGGGCUUAUCUGUGCAUCGCCGCCAAUGGUGUCCCCCCUUCAGUCAGUCGUAGGAUUAUUCUUCACGUGCAUUUUCCUCCAGUUUUAUGGAUCCCAAAUCAACAGGUGAAUGUUACACUUGGGAGCGAUGUUACGCUCGAUUGCCACACUGAAGCCUAUCCAGCUUCCAUCAACUACUGGGGUCGCCAAGCCAACGAAAUGAUCAUCUCCAACGAUAAACUACAAGUGACAACUAAAGAAAAAACAUACAAAACACACAUAAGAUUGACGAUAAAAAAUCUGGAGCCUAAAGAUUUAGGCGAUUACAUGUGUUUAUCAAAAAAUUCUUUGGGAUCUACUGAAGGAUCUGUAAAGUUAACAGAAAUUCAACAACCAACAAGUCAACCCACGAAAGAUUCUGCAUCGAUUAGACGCCAAAGUUCUGAAGCUUUUCCACAGCACCAGAGUUUAGGUUCUGUUAAAGAUUCCACGGAAGAUUCCACUCCCAGCAAAUGGAAAAGGCCCGUUUUGACAGAUGGCGCUUACAGAACGAAAGAACAUAUCAAUACCGUUGAGGACACUAAAGGAAACAAGAAGGGUAAAGAUUCGCUGCAGCUUAGAAAAGAAAUAGAUGAAGAAACGAGCGGACAACCUGGAAACCAAUUCACAUGGAUACUUCUGUUCCUAUUCUUUGCCUUGUACGAGGUGACUACAUAACCGAAUUGCCAACUUCUAAAGACAAUCAUACCAUCUCAUGUAUUUAUCUGUGCAUCUGACAAGGUGCAAUUCCUGUGGUUGAACGAGACAUUAGACUGAGACUUUUACAAUGCAGUGUUGUUACAGGUUAUUGUACGCCAUAAAUUUAAAGUGUUGUACAUAAGAGAUAUAUUUAAUGACAAACCGUUACUUGCGGAAACUAAUUCUUUGUCUAACUAUAUGUCGCGCUCCUCUUUAACUGUAUUUAAUUAAAUUCAUACCAUCAUUGAAAAUGGUUUUUUUCUUAACAAAAAAAAGUGAAGACUGCAUUGCAUAUUAUGAUCUGGGCUGAUGUAAAAAUUUACUUCAAAAGUAUUCUUUCGAUGUGUGUUACAGUAGUACUUUGAAAGUUUAUAUUAUGUUUUUUCUACUCAUCAUUUAAUAAUAAUGAUCAUGCUUUGUUAUUUAUUUAAAUUCUAAGAAGUUACUAUAAUGCGUGUAGAGUUUAUGAAUAAAAAUAGUUGCACUUGGAACAAUUUAAAUCAGGUUACUGUUAAAACUAAAUAAUGACUUAUUUAAUUCCUGUAAGCUUUCUAGACAUUUUAUUCAACGAAACCUUUUAAUACAUGGUCUAAAUUAGUUUACUAUUUCUGUGCUUUUUAUAUCAUUUAUUUAAAAAUCAUGAUCUUUUGUAGAAAAUGUAUUUUUGAACAGAAUUUCAAUGGGUAGUUUUUAUCUGGCGUCAAACUGGACAUUUUACUGUAUAUUACAGUUCGCUGAAAACCAAAACUUUUCAGCGAUAAACGUAUACAAAUUUCCUGAGCUGAAU
Molecule: messenger RNA, 2055 nt
Organism: Stegodyphus dumicola
Lineage: Eukaryota; Metazoa; Arthropoda; Arachnida; Araneae; Eresidae
Product: lachesin-like
Cellular component (GO): neuron projection
Source: RefSeq, a predicted model, not a curated record